AUGGGAGAGCACAGGGACCGAGACAACGGGGUGGAAAUAGCAGCUGCGGAAAGGAGGCGGCCCCCAAGGCGAGGGGGCGGGCUGCGAGCAGGCGGCUCUAGGACCCCGAGGGCCCUGGACUGCCCCAGUAGCGGCAGAGCGCGGGGCUGGGCUGUGCGCUUCGGGACUGCCCAGCUCCCGACUGGUCCCUGGUGCGGGGCCGGGGCGCAGCGCGGACCCCUGAUCCCCGGGGGCAGCAUAGCCAUGGGCGAGGUUCGCGUCCUCCGGCCCUUCAAGCUAAUCGCCCUCGUCUGCCUGCUGGUCGCCCUGGCGCUGGACGUGGUGGCCCUAUUGAGCCCCGCCUGGGUCACUUCGGAGCGCGGCUCGCUGUCGCUGUGGGAGGCGUGUAAACGGGCCCCGGACGUGUGGCACUGCCUCAGCACCUUGAGGACAGACUGGCAAGUGGCUACUCUGGUGUUAAUCCUGAUGGCAGCCACUAUCACCUUGCUGUCGUUCUUUGCCUCCCUGGUCUCCUUCUGCCUAGGCACUCCCAGGCGGUACUACAGAGUUGUUGCUGUUCUUCUCUUGGUUGCAGUGGUUCUGCAAGUGUGUGCCUUGAUUCUCUAUCCAAUCAAAUUCAUUGACAGCAGCAUGCUGAAGAGCUACCACGAGUUCAACUGGGGAUACGGCCUGGGCUGGGGAUCCACUAUCUUCAUGCUGGGUGCAGCCAUCCUGUACUGCCUGCGCACGGACGUUUACGAGGACGCCUACUACUAGGGUUGGGCAGAGUUGCUGGCCAGCCACAGCAGAUCACUGGACUACCAUUAGAUUGACUGGACCAGAGCAUGAGGGGCAAGGAAGGGAGGAGGGCUGUUGGGUCCACUGGGGUUUUUAGAGCACCUAUUCUAAGACACCGAAACAAAAGUUUUGCAAGAAAUCAACAAGCCUUAAUGAAAGAUGUGGUUGUGAAGAUCUGGAACUGGACACUCAUUAAGGUGGUAGGGGGAAUGUGGAGAGAGAAAUGGGUUGUAGCUCAUCAAAAUAACCAGCUGUUCUCUCAGUCAUCUCAUGGUUUUUUCCUUUCCUUUUUUAUACAGGACAGUUUUCUCUGAAUUGUAGAGAGUGACUUGUAUUAGUUAAGAGGUGAAGCCUGCUUUUAUUUUGAUACAAUUUUGACACAUGAUGCUGUAAGAAAUAAUUCAGAGUUUGGGUUUUGUAAAGACUUGUCUAUUCCAUGUGACUUUGGAGUGACCACUAGCUCCUGGAGAAGCCACGCUCUCUUUUAGAUAAGUGUGCAGAGUUUGACUGCUGCAUCUCGCCUUUCGGUGGCUGCACAGUACAGAAUGUCUUCUGAUGCAGAGAAGAAUAAAUUUAGAGAAAGAACCUGCAUAUACAUUUCUUUCAGUCUUUAGUGGCUCAGGUGACCUAGCCACUGGAGCAUAUGAAGAGAGGUCAGAGCUGUAAAGGUCUGGGAUAUAAAUAGGCAGGCACUGCAGUUUAAGCCCUGUGGAGCUAACAUGCACAGCAGAUGCAGCAAAGGGAGUGCUGCAAAGCAAACACAUUCCUGAAAUAGCAUGAGGCUUUCUAUGCCUGAAUUCUUUCCAGCCUAUGUCAAUAAUACAAAUGCUUUCCCCUCCUCCCUCCCGCCCCUCCCCCCCAAAAAAGGCAAGAGGGAGGAAAAACUUAGGAUCUGGCUUAAUGGCAACAUGUACUGCCAAAAAAUACUGUAAGCAAUAAUUGUCUUACUAUUGGGUGAAUGGGUUUUUAUUAGGAUAUGUGUUGUCAUAGAUUCACAAACCUAGGCUGAGUUGUCAAGGUGCCCACACCAACUACAACCGAGAUAGGUAUCCAGCUUAGCUUUUGCAGGAUUACAACUUGCACAGUAGAUCAUGUUUAUAAAUGACUGUAUUUCA
Molecule: messenger RNA, 1892 nt
Organism: Mauremys reevesii (Reeves's turtle)
Lineage: Eukaryota; Metazoa; Chordata; Testudines; Geoemydidae
Product: transmembrane protein 47-like
Exons: 4
Coding region: 1-756 (251 amino acids)
Biological process (GO): cell-cell adhesion
Cellular component (GO): cell-cell junction
Source: RefSeq, a predicted model, not a curated record